AUGAAAACAUUAAUAGAAAAUCCCAGGGCAUUUAAAAACACUUACUGGGACGUUCCCAAUUAUUCUAAUGCUUUGAUGAUUGAUUCUGAAUUGUUUAUAAAUGUUAUAAAGUCCAUUCACCACCGAACAAAUGUGGUGCUCGGUUUGUUCCGAUGGGCUGAGUGGGAAGCUGAGAAGGCCUUUAGUGUGAAUUUGCACUGUGUUGCUGAUGUAUUGAUUGAUGGAUACUUGAAAUGUGAUGUCUCUGUUAAGUUACAUGAUUUAUUAUUGUGGGUGUACUCGAAAAAAUCUGAUGUUAAGCAUUGUUUAAUUGUUUUUCAUAAGAUGGUGGGGAGCAGGUUUUUGCCGGAUGUGAAGAAUUGUAACAGAACUCUUAGGAUACUUAGGGAUAGAAAUUUGGUUGGGAAAGCUAGAGAGGUGUAUGGUAUGAUGGGGGAUAUUGGGAUCGAGCCUACUAUUGUAACCUAUAACACGAUGUUGGAUUUGUUUUGUAAAAAAAGUGAAGUGCUGCAGGCACUUGACCUUUUGCUGGAGAUGCAGAGGAGGGACUUCUGUCCGAAUGAUUUUACAUAUAAUGUUCUGAUUAAUGGGUUGUCAAAGAAAGGUGAGUUUGAUCAGGCCAAAGAGCUGAUUGUGGAGAUGUUGAAUAAAAGGUUGAAGGUUUCAGCUUAUACAUAUAACCCUCUUGUAUGUGGUUAUUGUCACAAGGGAAUGCUGAUUGAGGCACUAGGGCUUAGGGAAGAGAUGGAAGUUAGAGGAGCCUUGCCGUCUAUAUCGACUUAUAAUGCAUUUAUGCAUGGCUUCUGCAAGCUAGGGAGAGUGAGUGAUGCCAGGAUGUGGAUUCCUGUGAUGCUGAAGAGGAACUUGGUGCCUGAUGUAGUUACAUACAACACUCUAAUAUAUGGACACUGUCAGUUGGGGGAUGUUACCGAGGCUUUGUUCUUGUUGUUUGAGAUGAGGAGAAGGAAUGUUGACCCUACUUUAUACAAUGAUGGAUGGAUUGUGCAACAUGGGGAUUUAGAUGGUGCUAUGCGUCUGAAAGAUGAAAUGAUCGAUUAUGGCAUUUUUCCUGAUGCUUUUAGCUAUACAGUUCUCAUAGAAGGUUCUUAUAAGGCAGGAAACUUACUGAUGGCAAAGAAAGUAUUUGAUGAGAUGGUGAGCGAAGGAGUGGAGCCUGACCGGCUUUCGUACACAACUUGCAUUACGGGUGAACUGAAGCUUGGUGAGUAA
This is a messenger RNA of Olea europaea var. sylvestris, 1230 nucleotides long. Its product is annotated as pentatricopeptide repeat-containing protein At1g22960, mitochondrial-like. The transcript is spliced from 2 exons. The record is from RefSeq and is a predicted model, not a curated record. Lineage: Eukaryota; Viridiplantae; Streptophyta; Magnoliopsida; Lamiales; Oleaceae. The coding region runs from base 1 to 1230 and encodes 409 amino acids. Gene Ontology annotation, molecular function: protein binding.